Molecule: messenger RNA, 1349 nt
Organism: Caenorhabditis elegans
Lineage: Eukaryota; Metazoa; Nematoda; Chromadorea; Rhabditida; Rhabditidae
Gene: mek-5
Product: mitogen-activated protein kinase kinase
Exons: 7
Coding region: 1-1284 (427 amino acids)
Biological process (GO): MAPK cascade
Molecular function (GO): transferase activity; protein serine/threonine kinase activity; ATP binding
Source: RefSeq, marked reviewed
AUGCUCACCGAGCCCAUCCUCUUUACAAAAGAUAAGAGCCUCCAAAGAGCAAAUAAGAUAACGAAAAAACAUUUUCACUUUCUUUUUCUUUCUAUUUCUCUCCAAGCAAUUGUUUCGGUUCAUUUUUCUAUAAUGUCUGGAAUUCGAACAUUUCUUGUCUAUUUCGAGUUGGAAAAAUGUAUUGGAGAACUGGCAGAGCCCAGAUGUUUACAGCUUCCUGAGCAUUUGUGGCGAUUUUGGGAUAUUCUCAUUGCCGAAUUGAAGUCUGAAAUUCCAGAAAUUCGGAAUAAUUUCAAAUUAAAAUAUAACGACGUUGACGGCGCGAUAUUAAAAGUUCGCGGAGCUGAUGACUUUGAAAAAUUCUCGGAGAGACUGGAAAAUACCGAUGAGAACGAGGAAAUUGUAUUAAUACUCGAAAAUAUUUCGUCAAAAAAUGAUGAAUCUUCUGGAAACUCUCAAAACGUUAGAAUAUUUCCAUCAGAAUUGCAACGUGGCAAAUAUGUGGGCAACGGAAUGCAUGCAACAGUGAGAAUGGCACUUCACGAAAAAACACAAAAAUGGUAUGUAAUCAAGACGAUUUUGUCACAAAAUACCGAUAAAACGGAAUAUGAGAAAGAAAUUCUCGCGUAUGAAGAGUGUUCACAAUCCGAUUACGUAGUUGGUUAUCAUGGUUGUGAAGUGAGCAGUAUAAAGAAAGAACUUGUGCUUGAAUAUAUGGAUAAAGGAGAUUUUCGACCAUUUGGUAUUCUACCGUUUUCUGUUCAUCAAAGUGUUGCACUUUCACUUAUUCGUGCAAUUCGACAUGUUUGGAAUAGUGGACCGGGUUAUAUUCAUCGUGAUAUAAAACCGGAGAAUAUUCUUGUAAAUUCACAAGGAUAUGUCAAGAUUUGUGAUUUUGGAGCAGCUAAGAGAAUUGACAAUACAUACAGGAUAGCAUCAUCGGCAGCAGGUACACAAAUGUAUCAAGCACCUGAACAACAGAUGGGACAAGAUUAUAGCGAAAAAGUCGAUAUUUGGUGUUUCGGGCUCACACUUUGGGAAUUUGCUAUCGGUCCGAAUCUGGAAGAAUAUCUCAAUGGAUUGUCAUCUUAUGAAGAGAUUACUGUAGAACCGAUUGAUGGUUUUCCAGAGUCAUUGGCUGUUCUUAUAUCUAAUUGUCUUCGUCGUCAACCAUCGGCUCGUUGGAAUGCUGAUCAAAUUGAACAAAGUGAUUAUCUACGAGAUCUUCCUGAACCGAAUCGUCAAAGUGUUGCUAAUUUUGUGAAUAACUAUUACCAACGGUAGAAAACAGUUUAUUUUGUUUAAGUUCACUCUCUUCUACAAAAUAAAAAAUUUUUGGAUCAAAAAAA